Messenger RNA from Rhinolophus ferrumequinum (greater horseshoe bat), 665 nucleotides. It is a transcript of the gene DPEP2NB, whose product is annotated as DPEP2 neighbor. Lineage: Eukaryota; Metazoa; Chordata; Mammalia; Chiroptera; Rhinolophidae. The transcript has 2 exons. Bases 1 to 372 code for a protein of 123 amino acids. The record is from RefSeq and is a predicted model, not a curated record.
AUGUCUGACCGGAUCUUCUAUAUUCACUCUAACUUGUCCUCUGUCCCCUGGGAGUGCAGCACAGCAGCAGCAGUGGCUCCCAUUUUUCCUCCUACACCUGGUCACUACCAUGUCCUCUACCAAGGAUAUGGCGAAACCCAGAUGGGCUGGCAUGGGGAGACAUACUGCCUGGUUGGUGGCUACCGGGUCUAUGGCGAUGCUCCUGUGGCCACCCCAGCAAAGAUGGAAGCAAAGAAGCCAGUCCCCAGCCGGACCCCCAAGAGACGCCGAGUCCUGGUAGAGGCAGACAAAGACUUAGGUUGUUCCAGCCCCAAAAUUCGGAAAUUGCAGCACGGUAUCAGGAGGCAGACCCCGCAGAAGCUUGCUGGCUAACACACUCUGUAGAGAGGGCAAACGUUUAGUUGCCUAAGACAGCUAAUGCCUCUUCCGGCAGUGAAUCCUGCUGUCCACCACUGGGCACAACCUGUGCUGUUCUGGCUGAGCCUUCCUCAGCUAGCAGCCUCCUUCCAUGCUAAACGACCACGGUCAAGGAGCCUCAGAAACUGAGGUUUGAAAGAGAGGGGGCUCUGAACAUCCCAGGACUGAAGCUGGCUUGGAAGAAAACCUGAUGUUCCUCUACUCAAUCCUCAGGAGUCCCUUCUUGGGCAGAAGAAAGAAAAGUCUGC